GAGGCGAAAAGUUACCGGGCGUCGGUAGCGAUGGGCGUCAUCGGUUCGCCCGAUAAAAAUAGUACGGUUUGGCAUCGUCAACACUUCUACAAUUCUACGACAGUUUGUAAUUCGCAGCUAUUCGUGCGGUACAUUUCUCUAAAAUAAACCGUAAAUCCACCAAAAAAUUGUGCACGCGUUUGUGCAAACUCCUCCGCUACUGCAGUGGUGUGUUCGAGUUUGAAAUCGCGCAACAAGUGUUCGAAAAUUAUUGGCUCUGCUAAGUGACAUUCAAAUUAUUUAUUGCACGUGAUUUAAUGUAAUUGGCGAUUAAUUUUAAUCAACGAUGCCUUACUACAGUGAUUUCAGCUCUCCCUCUAGUAGUUACUCGUCCUUUUAUUCACCCGGUCCUUACUCAAACCAUUCGUCCAUACUCGCUUCCAAUUAUUCCUCACCGUAUAAAACCAUCAUACCUCGAAGCUACAGAGGGUACAAACCACAUCUAUCAACAAUAUCAGAGGCGCAAAGUGCCUUAAGAAGACUCAACGCACCAAAACUCAUCCUAGGAUCGUCGUCAAAUGUUGUUGUACCAAAACCGAUCAAAAUAAACACAGCUGACAUAGACGUCUCAUCAAACAAAUACAGAAAGUACAGGACAAGUCCAAAAACAGAAAAACAAAAUGAACCAAAACCACUUCUAAGCCCAAGAACAUCAUUGGAAGAGAAGGAGGCAAAACCCAACACAAACAUUCGCCGAGACCGAGCUACAGUGAGAUUAAAAACAAUCCACAAAGAUACCAUAGAAAGGGAUCUAAACAAUAUUAAAAGCUGGCGCGAUAACUUCGAGCCAGAUGAACUAAACGUCAAAGAAAAAAUACAAAAGAAAUCCCCUGGUGAACUUCUUGUGGAAAAGUUUUUAAUCAGGAGUCGUAGCAAGGAAAACAUGCUAAAUAAAUCUAAAAUCAAUCGUAGAGUAUCAGUGAAGAAGCCAUUAUCUAAAUCAACUAGUUUUAAAGAUAUUUGCACUGCCAUAUCUUCGGAAACAGUUAAUGAAGAAUUGAACCCCGGUCAACCAAUUGAGAUACAACGAAGACAAAGUCGACAAUAUUCAAGUGAUGACAUUUUAAAGGAACUACGCAGAAAUUCCAAAGAGUUAACUGAAGUUGAGGCAAAGUUACUUGACCAAAUCCUCGAUGAGAAUGAUAAUAUUUCUAUAUUAGAACCUAUUCAAGAAAAAGGAAAAGCAAAGAAGGAGAGAAAUGAUACUAAAGGUAGUGUUAGGAAAAGAAAAGUAACCAAAAAAAAUUCAGAUGAAUUGCUUAUCGAUUCUAACGACUCUGAUACUAAAUUGAAAUCCACAAUACAAAGACGUCCGACGCAGAAAAAAAUCCGUAGAUCUUCAACUGACACCAGCUUACCUAGCAAUGACGCAGUAGAUGAAAACCUCGAGAGGGAAUAUCAAGAAGCCAUUCGCGACAUAUCUCAAGUAGAAGUAGAAACAAUUAAAAUCAAACCAAAACCAAUCAUCACAGCCACGGUAGACAUAGACGAGAAACAAACCUUAAUACCCGUAGUAGACGAUAUUGAAAUAGAAGAAUCUCCUACCAGAAAAAAAGCGAAAGCUUUUCGUUUUAACGUUAUUGUCGAAGAGGUGGAAGAACAAAAACGUAGAAGCGGGUCCAAUACUCCGGAAACAAAACAUAGAAGUCGUUCAUCCACACCAACAGACGAAAUUAAGAAGAAGAGUACGUUAAAGAGAAAGCCUUCGGUAAAGACUGCUGAAGCUGGUAAGUUUCAUUUGCCACAAGCUAAAACACCUGUUGUUUCCAAUAUUGUUUUAAAAAAGCAAAGCAGUCAUCUAAGUAAUAUAGUUGAAGAAGAUGACAAAGCCGAGGACGCAGAAGAAGUUAAAAUAAAUUUAGAAACGGCCAGAGAUGUUUUGAAGAACAAAAAUACUUUUAUGAAGAAAGAUGAUUUAAGAUUGCCUUUAAAAAAGGAUGUUUUAAGCAAAAGUAAUGUUGAAAUAUCUAGUAACAAGAUUUUUAAUGAUAAAAAUAAUAAAUUGGGCGCAGAAGUUCCUAAAAUACUGGGUCUAUUACCCAGUAAAAAUGAUGUUUUAAGUAAGAGUAAUGAGGAAAUUGCCAAUAAAGGGCCCGAGGAACUUCCUAAAAUACAAACAACUUUUAUGAAGAAAGAUUUAGAUAACUCAAAACCACUAGAAAAAAAGCUUAUUGAAGAAAUAGCCAAAACACCGGAACCAAUAUUGAAGAAAGAAGAAAUUAAAACCAGUUUGCCAAAUACAAGCAAAAGCAAUGUUGAGUUCUCUAACAAAAACAUCGAGAAUAGGCUUGAUAAGACCAGCAAAAGCUUAGAUGAAGAAAAUAAGGUCGAGAAAAAGCUUACUAAAUUUAGUAAAAGUUUGGAUGAAGAAAAUAAAACUGAAAAUAAGCUUGAUGAAAUCUCCAAAACUGUGGAUGAAGAAAAUAAAAUCAAAAAUAAACUUGUUAAAACUACCAAAAGCCCGGACAAAGAAAAUAAAAUCGAGAAAAAGUUUUCCAAAGUAAGCAAAAGUCUGGAUGAAGAAAAUAUAUCAGAAAGUAAACUUGUUAAAACCAGCAAAAGUCUGGAUGACGCAAAGUUGGAUAAGAAACCGGAGAAUGUUGACUUGCGUAAAGAAAAAGAAGAAAAUGAUGAAGAUGAAAAAGAGGAAAUCAAAGAAGUUAAGACUGGGAAGAUAAAAGUUGUAAAACCUAAUAAAAAUCAAAUGGAAGAUGUGGUGAUUGGGGAAGAACCAGAGGAAGAAUUUAAGACUGAAGAUACAAAUGAAGAAACUGUAGCGCCUGGUAAAAUAACAUCGAAGAGAUCGUUAAUACAAAAAGCUAACAAUCCAGAUCCUGACUUGUCUGUAUUUGUUCUUCCACCUGAAGUACUAGCGCAAAUGGAAGAACCUCCAAAAAAAGAAGAAGAAAAGGAAAAAGAAGAAGAAAAGUUUGUACCCUUGCAAUCAAACCGCAUAUCCGCUUGGAUGCACCCUUGGAAGAAACCCGAACAACUCGAGGAGUGCCCCAUCGAAAUUUACGCACGCCCGAAACCGAUAAAAGGUAGACAUUAUCCGCGCCCGCGUCAUCCGGUCAGUUCCGAAGAAGAAAGCAGUGAUGAAAGUGAAGAAAGUGAAGAAAGUUCUUCAAGUGACGAGGAGGAGACGUCGGAAGAGGAGAAAGGACAAAAUGGAACGACCUAUGGUAAAAUUGGUGCAAGUACGUCAUCGAAUGAUUCAGGUUUUGAUUCCGAGGCCAAGGGAAGGAGGAAUAAGGGAUCUUCCGAAACUAGGGACUCUCCUGCUCCUCUGGCAAACAACCCUGCUUAUGCACCUGAUGAAGAAGCUGCAGAUGGAUAUACAGCUUCGAGUACUUUUCAGAGUUUUCAGAAAACUGGAAGAAUCACACCUCCAGCAACCACUAUACCCAGAUUCAGGAAAUACUGCGUCGAAGACUUUAAUUUCCUUAAGGUUCUUGGAAAAGGAAGUUUUGGAAAGGUACUUUUGGCGGAAUUAAAGGAUACAGAAUACUAUUACGCUAUCAAGUGUCUUAAAAAAGAUGUUGUUUUGGAAGAUGACGAUGUUGAAUGUACUUUGAUAGAAAGAAAAGUUUUGGCCUUGGGUACUAAGCAUCCGUACUUGUGCCACUUGCUUUGCACCUUCCAAACUGAUUCUCAUCUCUUUUUCGUUAUGGAGUAUCUAAAUGGAGGCGAUUUAAUGUGGCAUAUUCAGGCUUCGGGAAGAUUUGAGGAAGACAGAGCAAGAAUUUACGGUGCUGAAAUUUGUUCGGGACUGAAGUUUCUUCAUAAUAAAGGAAUCGUUUAUAGAGAUUUAAAAUUAGACAACAUUCUUCUGGACUAUGAUGGACAUGUGAGGAUUGCCGAUUUCGGAAUGUGCAAACUGCAGAUAUUUUUAGACAGAAUGGCCGACACAUUUUGUGGUACCCCUGAUUAUAUGGCUCCUGAGAUAAUCAAAGGACAACACUACAACCAAUGUGUGGAUUGGUGGUCAUUCGGUGUACUUUUGUACGAAAUGCUGAUUGGCCAAUCCCCAUUCAGUGGCUGCGAUGAAGACGAACUGUUUUGGUCGAUAUGCAACGAAAAACCAGUUUUGCCAAGAUUUUUAUCCAGAGACGCCAUCGAUAUUUUAACAAAGUUUUUGGAAAAAGACUGGAACAAGAGACUGGGUAACAGGUUUAGCUCACAUGGAGAUAUUCAAGAUCAACCUUUCUUUUUACCCAUUGAUUGGCAUGCUCUAGAAAAUAGGCAACUUGAUCCACCUUUUAAGCCAUCUUUGCUCCAUCCUUUGGAUACCCAGUAUUUCGACAGAACCUUUACCAUGGAAAGAGCAAAAAUCACCCCCAUCGAACAGACUAUUAUGCAAUCCAUGGACCAAACGCAGUUCCAAGGGUUCAGCUACACAAAUCCAAAUGCAACCGAUAAAUAAUAGUCGUCGAAAUUUAACGAAAUUUGUUGUGAUUACUUUUUGUCCCUUAAAGAGAUGAAUAAAGAAAAUUAUUUGUGAUACAGCUUGGAAAUGCAGCUACCCAAAUAAACAUAGCUCUCUAUAUGAGGUCCAAAAAUAAUAAAAAUGUCUAAAUGUAAAUUAACAAAAAACAUUUUGACCUUUUUGUUUGACCAAAAAGAGUUUACAGGUCUAAAAUACGAAGUAGGUACCUGAGAAUUUGAGAAACUAGAUUUUUGAUAGUGCAAUAAUAAUCACCUUAACACGUUGUUCUCCUUAAAACAUAAGCUUUAAUAAUUAAGUAAUAAUGUAGUAAUUUAUUGUGUUUUAUAUUAUUAAAAUAACUUUAUUUUAUAUUGGUUUAUUUGUAAAUAAAAAGAAUGAGA
This is a messenger RNA of Brassicogethes aeneus, 4866 nucleotides long. NCBI's taxonomy places the organism in Eukaryota, Metazoa, Arthropoda, Insecta, Coleoptera, Nitidulidae. The record is from the annotation of a GenBank genome assembly.